This is a messenger RNA of Odontomachus brunneus, 1859 nucleotides long. RefSeq names its product adenylate kinase 8-like. Gene Ontology annotation, molecular function: ATP binding; AMP kinase activity; nucleoside diphosphate kinase activity. The record is from RefSeq and is a predicted model, not a curated record. Bases 1 to 1365 code for a protein of 454 amino acids. The transcript has 9 exons. NCBI's taxonomy places the organism in Eukaryota, Metazoa, Arthropoda, Insecta, Hymenoptera, Formicidae. Gene Ontology annotation, cellular component: cytoplasm. Gene Ontology annotation, biological process: nucleoside triphosphate biosynthetic process.
AUGGCUCUCGCGCACGUUCUUCAGGAGGAAAUAGGUGUCCGUCCUAUCACCUUGAAAGAUCUUUGUGCUUCAUCAUCUGCCGACAACACGUAUCAAUUUAUCGAUGCCGAUGAGAUCGCGAUUGAAUUAAAGAAAACUUUGAUGUCGGGAAUACUUCACGAAACCGGAUGGGUGUUAGUCGACAUACCGAGAAGCAAGAAAGAAGCGCGUGCGUUGCAGCAGAUCGGUGUGAUACCAACUCACGUCAUACAAGUCGUACCACCGAAUGGCGCAAACGAGAAAAGUGAUUCUGAUCUGAUUCAUUUUAACCCCAUUUUCAUUCUCGAAGCGCGAUCAGAGUCGAUAGACAUCGAUUUUGUUAUUUUUUUUUGCUAUUUUCCAAAUGAAAUCUUGCAGAAAAUAGGCAAAUGCGAUCAAGCUUCUCAUAAAUCGCGCUCGUUGUCAGAGGAUGCGGAACAACUCGAAUAUGAGAGAACUCUUCGAGGUCUACGUGAAGCUUACGCCAAUCUUUUAAUUGAAGUACAGGCUGCUAAUAAGACAAUUCAAGAGUUAGCCAUAGAUUGCGCGGAAUUGACGAAAAUUAGGAAACAUUACGGUGCACCGUCGCUCUUUCGUGUCGUCCUUAUGGGUCCCCGAGGAUCGGGCUGUCGCUCUUUAGCCAAGCACAUAUCCGCGACAUUCAAUCUUGUACACGUCAAUUUUAAUUGCAUUCUGGAGCAAGCGUGUUUGCGAGAGUCAGUUUUAGGCGAAAUUCUGCGAUUAUACGAACACAAAUGCAGGGCGAUACCGAAGAUAAAAUCACAAAUUGUUGAGAAAUACUUGCUUGGAUCCGAGUGUCUUAAGAGAGGGUGGAUCUUGACUGGCUAUCCUAUAACUGUGGAAGACUUCAAGCUGUUAGAUAUGAUUCCUACACCGCCUAACAGAGUGCUCAUUCUUUAUGCGGAACGUGAAACGUGCAAACUGAGGCUCCUAAAUCGUCGAUACAACGUUGCUACAGGAAGUGAGCAUAAUCUCAUUUCGAGUGAUUUUUCGGCAACGGUGCCGGACUGCAAACUAGAUGUUCACCCGAGAGAUUGCGAGGAAGUCGUCGAGCGAGAUCUUCGGGAAUACGAGGAGAAUAUGGAGUCUAUAAUGAAGUAUGUGGGGAGAACAGCGACCGUAAUAAGCGCAAUGUGCGAGAGAAAACUUGUGAGGGAAAAAGUGGAAGUUUGUCUGAUGCGACCGGCACCGAUCGCGAGACCCAGGAUUCCGCAACCACCCUCUAUGACUGAUCCAAUGGACGUGGAAUUCGAUCCUGACGAUGAACCCGACCCGAGCAUCUUCGACGAUAUUCGUGCGCCGGAGCCUCAAUUUUCCUUUAUUUAGCGAUACACAUAGACAUAUUAAAGUUCAAAUUAUUCCUGUAACAGAUAUACAGGACAUUGUCUUAGAACAAUUAUUCGUAGUUUCUAAAACUUGUCGUUGAAUCAUGACAGACAGCUUAGUGGAAACGGGAGAGCUCUCCUAUCCGUAUCCCCGCCUAUGGCCGAAGGAUAAUGUUAAACGAGGGGUGCGUAGCCCUUGACGACGAGGGAGCGAGGAAGCGGGGAAAACGGGCGCGCUCCUGUAAAAUCCUGCGAUCCUGGCACACGAAGCAUCUCAUCUUCGCGACGUCACGGCGCUUAAUGUCGUAUACAAACGCCAACGAAAUUGGUUAUGAUGAUAUAACGUUACGUAACAUGACGAGAGAGAUGACGUAACGCGAUCAAGGUGCCGUCAGUUUCGUCGUCAUAGAAGAGACAGGGGCGGAUGUAACAUUCUCGUAACGCAGACACAUGUCUCGAACUAUCCCUAUGUUAUUCACACGAGUUAUUCUUACG